AUGAAGAUCCAUUUUUACGAAGCGUUGAGCAACGGAGAUGAUAAGGCACCCGUACGUUGUGCGAUUACGGCUAUCAGGAAGAAUCUUCCAUGCAAUCUUGAAGAUUGUGAACAUUCAUGGUAUUAUGAGGAUUUACCUAAUGAAAGAGGUUUCAAAAGGAUACGUAAAUGUUCGCAAGAGCAACCAUGGAAUCCAAUUGCAAUGAUCGAUCAACACCUUCCAACAAAGAAAGUUCUUGAUGGUGUGGUCGCUAGAACUUGUCUUUCUUGGACUUUUCUAAUGCAAAAGUUGGCCGAAAAAUUUAAGGCGUGGGAUGUAUCUCGUGCAUUAAGAUAUCCAAUCGCGUUGGGAUUUAAGUUAAUUGGAAGGAGUCGAACGGAAGAAGAGUCGGCUGACAUGGCAUUAAUAUUUAAAGAGUUUAUUGACUCGCUUCAAUUAACCUGCGCACAAAAGAAUUCGAUCAAGGAGGACUUGGAUAUAAAUUGGAUGAGCGAUGAAUGGCGUGCCAUGAUAGUUGAUAGUUAUAAUUUGACCAGCGGUGAUAAUCAAGAUAACGCUGGAUUAAUAGCUUUCUUCAAUUCUCAAUCAUUUGAUCAUCAUGAUUAUUAUUCCAAGACACAAAAACCAGCUGAUAUGGUUCGUAAUUUAAACCUUGGAAGAUUUUAUUUCUUAUCAGGAUUAGUUAAACCAACAUAUGAUCCAAACUGUUAUUAUGUUAAAAGACAUGGUGAAUCAUCUCUUACCUUAACAUCAUCAUAUGAUGGUAAAUUAAUUUCAUUAGAUGAGAAUGUUAUGGAAAAAUUAAAUGUCAUGAUGAAUAGAUUUAUUGCAGGGUAUGGAGCCAACGUGCAAGAAGGAUAUUAUAUGGCAAACAUUAAAACAGGAGAAUGUUUAUUGUGUUAUGAUUUUAUUUGGAAUGGAAGAUUUCGUGAUACUUGCAAACAUGUUCACGCUGCUAAACUUUAUUCGGAAGCAUAUGGUGGUGAUUUUGAUUCCCUUAUUAAUGAAACCAAAAUUAAGUUAAUAGAAUAUUUUAAUUGUAGAGAAAUUAAUGAAACUCAACAAAAUAUUUUGAUAAGGAGAGGAACGGUUGAUGAAGCUUUUGCCGAAAUUCAAAGAUUAUAUGAAAUAUCAGGAGACAAGAUAUUUGACUCGACAAUGUUAUACAAGGAAACUUGUAGAGAUCCUUUCCGUAAUUGUAAACAAAAGAGACGAGCUGCAUCAAAACAAAGUAUUCCUGUAACUACAAAGAAAGUUCGCAUUUCAGAAGGAGAUCAACGAGUUGCAAUUAACGAACCCAUCAAAGAAUUAAAAACUACAUCAUACGAUUUACAACGAAAUGAAUUAACAACAGAUUUUAGCUCCUCUUUUAUUGAUUCGUCAAAUUCAAGGGUAGGGAAAGAAGGUAUCAAAAAUGUUACACAAAUUGGAUUACUUUUUAGUUCAUCAACAAAUGAUAAUCCUCCUCACUUAGAUCAAGAAAGCGGAGUAUCAAUCAACGAGUUUAACUAUUCUUCAUAA
Messenger RNA from Funneliformis mosseae, 1521 nucleotides. The record is from the annotation of a GenBank genome assembly. NCBI's taxonomy places the organism in Eukaryota, Fungi, Glomeromycota, Glomeromycetes, Glomerales, Glomeraceae.